Molecule: messenger RNA, 5095 nt
Organism: Epinephelus fuscoguttatus (brown-marbled grouper)
Lineage: Eukaryota; Metazoa; Chordata; Actinopteri; Perciformes; Serranidae
Gene: mms22l
Product: MMS22-like, DNA repair protein
Exons: 26
Coding region: 241-3936 (1231 amino acids)
Biological process (GO): replication fork processing; double-strand break repair via homologous recombination
Cellular component (GO): nuclear replication fork
Source: RefSeq, a predicted model, not a curated record
UCCAGACGACAGAGCCUUCACACAGACGGACUGCCUCCUGUUGAAAGCAGAGCGGGAGAUCCAUGCAUCGUAAAGAAAAAAAAUCUUCCGACGCGUCCAUUUUUAUUGUCUCCACUGACUGCUGGUAACAAAACGUGCAAAUUAGAGCAUGCAAAGCACCGCAUCUAUCGUGCAUCUCCUCACUGGACAAGUCAAACGUGCAGAAAUAACGAACUGUGAUACUAAUUCUGUACUGGCAGCAUGGCAGACGAAUUCAGCCAAUCCCUCACCCCACCAGUUUCACCCUUCGCAGCAGACAGCUUAUGUGAGCUGACUCCAGCCCAACCACCAUGCUUCUGCUGCUCUGAAACAAAGGAGGACCCCACUGGACCUCUCUCCUCAGAGGGGUACACCGCAAGAGGCUCCCUGAAACGGCUGCUGUUGCGUCUUGACCCGGCCCCUGCAGAAUAUGAGACAGACACAGUGGAGAUCUUUGGCUUCUCGUGGGUAACAGAGACAGCAUUGGUGGAAUCUACAAAGCCACUUUUUGGUCUGCUCAGACAAAAGGUUUACAGGCUGGAGUCCUUGGUGCAGUCCAGCUCACAUGACUUCGGUCAAGCAGGCAGCCUCCACUAUGAAGCAGAGGACCUGAGACAACAGUGUGUUUCAUUUCUUCAGUAUGUCAAAGUCUUCUUGCACAGAUACCUGGAACCUUCCAUCUCCAUGGAUACAAGUCAUUCACACCCUUAUGAGGAGCUGGAGGCCCAGCUUCCCUCUGCUCUGCUGGAGGAGCUGUUUGGCAUCACUCUCCUCAUAGGACGACUCAAAGACCUGCCUGCCAACAUUCAGAGUGCCUUCACUAUAUCUAACCCAGGAAAGAUUUUUCCUCCCUCUUGGCAUUUGUUGCACCUUCAUCUUGACAUCCACUGGUCAGUCUUGGAGAUCCUUCACCUACUUGGCCACAAGAUGCAAGGCCAGGUGGUGUACGCCCACCAGUUUGUGAACCUGACGGGAGAGAAUCUAACCGAUACCAGUCUGUUUGAAGAGCACCUGUGCAGUCUGCUGUGUGACCUAACUGGUCUGGCCAUAGGCAAAUACAGCAAGGUGAGACCUACAGAGGCACUGAGCAGCCAUCACUACCUUUGCACCUGCACCAAAGAACUCUGGAUCCUGCUCAUGCACCUUCUGGAACACAGAAAUAAGGUGUUGCACACACAGUCUUUCUGGAACUACAUGAACUCGUUGUUGAGGCCCUUGGUUUCAGGGAAGCCAGCAGCGGAGCAGUUCAGUGGCCUCCCCAUGCACUGCAAGGACCCUCUGGGCUUUACAUGGUGGCUGGUCACUCAUGUAGCAAUGCUGGGGCAAUACAGUCGCAACGGCACUCUCCAGUACGAGAAACAUUUCGGAGACAACUGGACUUUUGUGGAAGAGUUACUCAAGUUAACCUGUAACCCCAAGGGAGGUCUAGCAGAGGAGCAGGUCAGGAUGCACGUCCACUGUUGUCUCAGUCUCUGUCUGCUGUGGGAACCGAGCACAAGUGCUGUCUCCAUCCUGUGGGACUACUACAGCAAGAAUCUGAGUGCUUCAUUCACUGUACCCUGGCUUGGGAUGUGUGGUGUGGGCACAUUGUGCAAGACGCCCCUGGCUCUGUUCGAGCAGGCCCGCAGCUGCUGCUCCCCCUCUCCCCUCCACUCUCCAGAACACACCCAGCUCUACCGCUCAGCCAACUCCUUCCACAUCUUCCUUCGAGUGCUGGCCCUGUGCCUCGCCCAGGACAGGGCUGGUGGAGUCCCACAGAGGCAGAUCAAAGGAAGGAUUUAUUUCAAGUUCUCCUCAAAGAAGAUGCAGGAGCUACCAGAGGCAGGCCUCAUGAACUUCCUGCUGCUGUUUCUGGUGUUGGCCAGGCAGGUAGAGCUAGAGGAUGUGGCCAGCAGAGCCUGUGAGCUGCUGGGUUUCCUUCCCUCUAACUGUCCCCCUGGACACCGGACCCUGAUCUGGAGGGGACAGCUAUCACUACUGUUGUUGUUCCAGGAGAGGGGUCUGGAUGUUGGUGCACAGGCUAGCUGGUUGGCCUCCUCCUUUAAUGAGACAGCCAAAGAGUUCUACAAUAAGACCACAGAGGUCUCUCGCAGACUCGCCCUCUGGGGGCCCCUCGGUUCUUACCUGGAGGGUGUGGCUGAGGUGUUUGAGACAAGCACCAGUCUCAGCCUCUCAGAGGAAAAGCUGCUCAAUGAAGGAUUUGAUUGGUUGUUACCUGCUUGCCGGGUCUCAGAGCUGAAUUCCACCCUGGGCUUUCUGCAGAUCGUCCUCGCCCAGCUCAGACGGGUCCAUCAGCGCACUGUCCAGUCAGCACCCACCUCGGCUUGGGCUCCUGGUAACACCAGUGUGGUAAAAGAGCGCCACCUAGCGGUAGCAGCCGCACUCUGGGCACACUUCUUCCCUUUCCUGCGCAGCCUACGCCUCUCCCAGACCCCUCCAGCACAGCUGGCUGAUGCUGCUGCAGGCUUCACCCUAUUGGCCUUCGACCUGCCGAGUUCGGCUCCCCAGGACCUUCAGCCCAACCCAGUCCAGUCCAUCAUGCAGUGCUUUGGCUGGGAUGACAUGGUUCAUCCAUUUCUGGUAACUCGCUACCUUCCCCAUCUGCUCCAAAACAGUGAGCUGGUGUCCUCACUAAGCAGCGAUUCUGCCACUGUUGUUUCCGGUUCGGCACAGAGUCUAUCAGUUAGAGCCUGGUUCCGCUGUUUUCUACAGCAGCACCACAAGAACCAGGAUGGGUCCGACAGCAGAACAGGCCGGGCUGUGGAGGAGCAGUUGUGUGAACUGACCCGACUUGUGCUGAGACUUCCUGAGGUGGACAGUCUUUUGCAAAGAGCAGGCCUCCAGCCUACGGCCGCCAGGCUGGAGCCCACUUCAGCCCUGGAGAUGUUUGUCAAGGCUGUCGGCAGUGUGUACAGUGGACUGCAGGUUUUGUCUGAGCGCUCAGCCAUGGUGACCAGAGCCCUGGGCUACAUUGGUGACAUCCUGAAACACAUUAAACCUUCCCUGGUCAGCAAGAACCAAGAGGGGCUGCAGCUGGUUUACUGGGCUGUUGGUUGCAUAGUGAAGCACUGGAGCCCCCUGCUGGCCACAUCCAAAGCUCAGCAGCUACUGUUUCGUAUUGUAGACGUACUGCUGCUUCCACACAACCUCACACAGCAGGACAAAGCACUCAGGGACAGCCUGCCUCUAUAUUUACAGGGUCUGUCAGUGGCUUCCAGCGUGUCUCAGUCACAGGGUGCCCACCUGAAGCAGCAGCUCCGCUCUGUUACCCGCAGAUAUCUGGACCAUUUCCUUCCUGCCUCUCCUUCAGUGGGUGUCAUCGCCAACCACCCGGUGCUUCUGAGUGCCUGUGAAGCCAACCCAACCAGCCGGGGAGCAGCACUGAGGAGGACCAUCCUGGAGGUGCUCUGUGCAAGCUUCCUGCAGUUUAAAGGUCAUGCCCCUCCGCCCCGGCUAGCAGCAGUCCUGAUGUUCCUCUUAGAGCUCCUGAGACGAAACAGUGACUCAGACCCUGCCCUCCUCACUCUGCCCCUCCCCUCACUGCUGCGCUGUGUGAUGCUGGUCAACGAACCGCAGGUCAGGAAGACGAGCACAGAUGCUUUACAGCUUGUGGUGGAGCGAUGUGCUGCUGCAGCUACAGAGGGACCGUGCGAGCAGAUGAUCACUGUCUUACGGUCGUUUGUGGAGGAGAACGAGGGAAUCUACGACAGGCAGGUAUACAGUGUCCUGGAGACAGUGGCUGUUUUAGAUCCCUCUGUGGUUCAAGCUCUCAUCCCCAACUUAUCUCUCAGUCUGAGAAACACUGAACACAAGAGAGGACUGGGCAAGAACAUCACCUUGAGGAGUGCAUAUAAGAAGUUGCUGUGUCUCCUUGGAGAGAGUGGGCAGACAGAAAUAAGCAGUCUGGAAGCGGACUGAAAAGUUUUUUUUUUUGUUUUUUUUUUAAAGAAGAAGAAGACCAGCUCCAGGACGUGUCACCAGAUCCAAGAACCACAUUUAGUCACACCAACCUUCUUUGUUGUGCCAAAUGUCUUAGUUUGGUCUUUAAAAAAAAAGUGCAUUACAGAGCUGCCUACAAAAUAUGAACAUUUAGGGCAUCUCAUUAGCUGAGUUAACAUUAAAGGGACAGUUGAAGAGUGUUGAAGAUAUUGGCCAUAGACAUGUCUGCCUUCUCUCCAAUGUAAUGGAACUAGAUGGCACUCGGCUUGUGGUGCUCAAAGUGCCAAGAUGAUUUCUCAAGAUAAUCCACAGACCUUGUUGUGAGCAGUUUCAUCUACCAAACUACACCUGCCAAUUGUAUCACCUCUAACGAAGCGUGCAUCUACUGCUAGCUCACCUAGCACCUCUGAGCUAGGUAACAUAACAGCUCAGCCAAGCAGAAGGCCAUUAAUAUUUACAUCUCACGCUGUCACAAGCACGAGCCUCUUGUUCAAGAGUAGAUGCACGCCUCCUUCUUCACGGUGCUUUGGUUGGUAGAAAAUAGUUCCUACAUGAAACUGCUUACAAGUUCUGUGAAUUAUCUCGAGUAACUAGGUCAUGAUUUCUGGAAAGAGACAUUGCUGCUGAGUUUUUCAAAUGUAUUUUUUGGCACUGUCAGCACCACAAGCUGAGUGCCAACUAGUUCCAUUAUAUUGGAGAGAAGGCAGACAUCUCUACAGCUGAUAUCUCCAACACUUGGCAAGUCACAUUGAAACAAUGUACACUGAUAAAAAGCACUACAGGUAAGAGAAAAAAAAAAUGUAUUUUUGACUAUGAGGUAAACUGCUUCUUUGAAAUCUUAACUGCUGGUGUAGUAUGAUGGAAAAAUAUAGUAUGAAUACAUGAAACUGUAAAUAACUGAAAUACAUUAUCAGCUGUACUUUAACAACUCUGAAUGUCCUUUGUGCAUUAUCUUGAAAUGUGCCAAUCAUGGACUGCAAGCAGGUUGUAUAUAAUGUACAUAUUGUAAAGAAGGUGUACCUUUUCACUUUGGCAGAUGCAUUAUUAAUAAAAUAAAAUGGGUUAAUAGAAAUGUGCUUAUAUACAUCUCCAGCUCUUCAUUUCAGUUCAGUAGUGAGGGCUGUGAGCACUGAAGUGA